ACCUGUAGCUCUACCUGGCGGAGGGUUUGAUCAGCAAAGGUCAUGACGUGGUUUCCCUGGUUCCCUCUAACCUGUACGACAACCAGCAGAAGGUGCUGAACACCCCCGUCAGGCGCAAGAUUCACCUGGAGAGGUUUGAGGUUCCGACAGAGGGCGACUUCUUCGACAGGAUGAUCGAUCUGCAGGUGGAAUUGUCGCUAGGCGACAACAAGAACCGAUCGACUUUCGACACCGCGUGGAAAUUCACCUACGAGGCCUUCAAGCUCGUCUCGGUCGGCUCCAUCGGGACCGAGGAGUGCGAGGCGCUCGUUUACGACAACAAAAUGAUUUCCCAAUUACGACAGAUGAACUUUGACAUCAUCAUCAUCGAUCCCGCUAUGGUUUGCGGCAACAUCGUGGCCAGACUGUUGAACAUCCCGCUCGUCAUCAUUGAAGCACCCUACAUCAUGCCGGGUUUCCUGGAGUACGCCACCCAGGCUCCCGUGCCGAUAGCCACCUUCUACUCCUUCCGAACGGACUUCUGGCAGAGGCUGAAGAACCUGGUCUGGCACUGUGUCGCCGGCGCCAUCAUGCGGACUUUCGCAGGCAGGUUCAGGCCGAUCGCGUCCCGCGCUCUUGGUUACGACACGACCAUCCUGGAGCUGAUGGCGGAGGCAGACCUGUUUCUCAUGAGGGGGGAUUUUGUCAUGCACCCCCCUCACCCCGCCAUGCCCAACAUGGUUUACAUAGGGGGGUACCACGUACAGCGCGUCAACCCCCUGCCAAAGGAUCUUGAAAAGUUCCUUGAAGAGUCCGGGGGUGUAGUCGUCUUGUCCUUCGGGUCCUACGCCAAGGUAAUGGGCAAGGAGAAGGCCGAGAUGUUGGCUGCAGGGUUAGCAAGGGUGCCUUUUAAGGUCAUCUGGAAGUUCCAAGGUCAAAGACCGAAAAACACAGGAGAGAACACCUUGUUGAUGAGCUGGAUUCCACAGAAUGACUUGCUGGCUCACCCCAAGACCCUCCUGUUCAUCACCCACUGCGGGAUUAACGCCGUGUACGAGGCGAUGUUCCACGGCGUGCCCAUGGUCAGGGUUCCCGCCUUCGCAGAGCAGCAUGGGAACAGCGACAACCUGGAGACUCUGGGAACGGGAGUCACCCUGGACAUCUUCACCAUGACCUCGGAUGACCUUUACGAAGCCAUCAUGGAGGUCGCCAACAACAAAACCUACAAGUCCGCCGCCGUGCGGCUGGCGCAGCUCCAGCGGGACCAGCCGCAGUCUCCCAUGGACCGCGCCGUCUGGUGGAUCGAGCACGUCAUCAGACAUGGCGGCCUGCCGCACCUCAAGUCGGCCGCGCGACACCUCAGCCUGCUGCAGUACCACCUGCUGGACGUGGCGGCGCUACUGUCCGCGGCAGGGGUGGCCAUGGUGCUUGUUCUCUGGCUCUGCUGUCGGUGCUGCUGUCGGUGCUGCUGCCGAGUUCUGUGCGGGAAGAAAGCAGCCACCAAACAGAAGCAGCACUGAUGAAUCAGAAGACAUCUUCAAGGUAUGGAAAAGUCACAACUUCUGUCAAUAGGCAACUAUGAACUUAGCCUGUCCCGGGCUCUCCAGGCUGAUGCCGUAAAUUCUCGACCCAGCUGACUUCAGUUAUCUGAUCUCCAAGCAGAUGUUAGCCGUCAGUGUACUGAGGGGGCCGAUUUCAUCUUUGAAAGAGAAUUGCCCAACUAGGGGUUGACAGAUAGUCAUGAUUUUUGGUAUGCAGUUAGCGUCAGUAAUGAUUUAGACAAGUAAAAUCCAAUCGUGCUAAUUGAAAACUUGUUUUGCUUGAUCAAGGAAGAAAGUUUAUAAAUCAAUUGCAUUUAAUGAUAGGACUCAUAGACAUGUGAAUAUGUAAGUGAUAUAUAGAGGAAAAUCGAUAGAUAUCAAUCAUACGUGUGAUUUGCAUAAUUCAUAAGUAAACACUAUAAUCAACUAAAGGUAAAAAAUGCUGAUUCUAUUCUUGUGGCAUUUAGAAGUUAGGUAAAAUUGAAUAUUCGUAGAUAGAAACCAUCAAAAUGAUGAUGACAUUUACAUGAUUUAUGAGAAAAGGUUUCAACAGCCUUCUGUACUAAGAUAAGACUUUUAUACUUUGAACAGCCCUAACCGCAAACACUUUGAAUUUACGGAGGCAUGUGACCUACGGACUCUUGUUUAUUAUUCUUAAUGGCAAACCUGUAUGCUCUGUGAGUCAAAAAUGACUAGUUUAAAGGAAAAAUUCAUGCUUGGAUAAGUUGUGAAGCAAUGAACAAUGUUUUAUUUUAGUACAUGCCUGUAUUUGAAUACAUAUUUAAUAGAUGGCUAUUUAGAUAACAGAUGAAUGAAUAUCAACUUAAAUUUAAGGAUUAUCUAUCAAAACGGUUGACGCUGUGGUAGAGCAGUUCAAACUUAUUACAAUAUGCAGUAAAGUCCUUGUAAUCAGACAUCCUUCAUUACACUUUGAAUCACAUAUAUAGGGUUGAGCGGUGAUAUGUC
Messenger RNA from Branchiostoma floridae (Florida lancelet), 2486 nucleotides. RefSeq names its product UDP-glucuronosyltransferase 1-2-like. The coding region runs from base 171 to 1499 and encodes 442 amino acids. The transcript is spliced from 8 exons. Gene Ontology annotation, molecular function: UDP-glycosyltransferase activity. NCBI's taxonomy places the organism in Eukaryota, Metazoa, Chordata, Leptocardii, Amphioxiformes, Branchiostomatidae. The record is from RefSeq and is a predicted model, not a curated record.